Molecule: messenger RNA, 561 nt
Organism: Fonsecaea multimorphosa CBS 102226
Lineage: Eukaryota; Fungi; Ascomycota; Eurotiomycetes; Chaetothyriales; Herpotrichiellaceae
Exons: 1
Coding region: 1-561 (186 amino acids)
Source: RefSeq, a predicted model, not a curated record
AUGUCACCUCCGACAUCGAGACCGUCCCUAUCCAACGCAACCUCGUAUGCAGAGAGACCCGUCGAGACUGCCAGGUUUAACGCUUGUCAUGAUAUAGUCCGGGACUAUGGGGAAUUCCAGGAGAAAUCAACAUCCGCGACACCCAAUCAUACUGUUUCCUACCAGUCAUCUCUGCCCACUGAAGAGGAAAUUCCUACCUUCAUGUUUGGACGACCGUUUGUGGACCAGACUACCUCGAUGCCUCCGCACCCUAGGGUUGCGGCAAACAGAUAUCAGACUCCGGUGCUCUGGGCUUGUGGGGGACAUGCUGCAGAUCGCUCUGAAGAAGAGUCUGAAACGGAAUACGAUCCGGCAACGAAAGCGCAUUUCAGACAGCACCUGGGCAUCAUUGAUUGCAGCAAAGCUCUCCAUUCUCAUUCUCAGCAAGGAAAAUGGCUACAAGGUAAAAGCAGUGCUUUGCAGGACUAUGAGACGCAAUUGCGCUUGCUGGAACAGCAGAAUAGAGAACAUGUGAUGAAGGCCAGGGGCCUGCAACACAAGGAUGCCGAAACAUGGAAGUGA